ACCGUUUUUCAAAACCCCGCAUUUCCAAUUUUGCAUAACCACUCUCCUCCAACCUUCCACUACGGUACUACCCCGCACUCUCCCCAAAAUUUAUAGGGCUCGAUCUUCUCCAAUCCAUCCAUGGCUUCCAUCUCCACCAUUUCCACCUCCAAUUUCUUCUGCAACAACCACUACACUGCAAAAUUUUCUUCCACAUCUUCGGUUCUUCAACCAAGACUCAGAAUUUCAGCAGCAAAUGCCGCCGUUUCAACUUCCUCCAAUUAUACAAGUAGGAGAACGAGUAGCGAGAGGGCGAAUUUGGAGGUAGGCAGCUCGAGUAGUGCGAUGGAGCAGCUGGACAUCGAGCGCGGAGUUUGCUUUCCGUUCCGCAAGUACACUCCCGAGACAGUGAGGAAUAAGGUGUUGGAAUCUAGAGGGCAGAUUCUGUCUCUGGUUGGGCGCGGUGUGGAGAUAGUUUGGAAUUUGGGGCUGUACUGGUCGACUUUGAUGUAUGAUUGCUUGGUGGGGCGGGACGAAGAGGUUGUUCCUUAUCGAGCUCGGCAGCUGAGGAAUCUGCUGUGUGAUUUAGGGCCUUCCUUUAUCAAAGCCGGACAGGUUCUUGCUAACAGACCGGAUAUUAUUAGGGAAGACUAUAUGAAUGAACUCUGCAUUCUUCAAGAUGAUGUUCCCCCUUUUCCUAAUCAGGUUGCUUUCGCCAUUAUUGAAGAGGAAUUAGGCCAACCCCUUGAAGCAAUUUUCAGCAAAAUUUCUUCUCAGACUAUAGCAGCUGCAAGUUUGGGUCAGGUUUACCGAGCUACUUUGCGUGACUCAGGGGAGGAUGUCGCUAUUAAGGUGCAAAGGCCAAGGAUAGAGCCUAUAAUCUAUCGGGAUCUCUUUCUCUUCCGUACUCUCGCUUCAUUCUUGAAUGGCAUCAGUCUGCAGAAACUGGGAUGCAAUGCUGAACUGAUCGUGGAUGAAUUUGGUGAGAAGCUUUUGGAGGAGCUUGAUUACACCUUGGAAGCUCGUAAUCUUGAAGAUUUUCUGGAGAACUUUAAAAAUGAUCCUACUGUCAAAAUCCCCCGGGUUUACAAAAAGCUUUCUGGUUCACGUGUUUUAGUCAUGGAAUGGAUUGAUGGUAUUCGGUGCACUGAUCCACAGGCUAUUAAGGAAGCGGGUAUUGAUGUAAAUGGAUUUUUGACAGUUGGAGUGAGUGCUGCUUUGCGACAAUUGCUAGAAUUUGGGUUAUUCCAUGGAGACCCACAUCCUGGAAAUAUUUUUGCUAUGCGUGAUGGACGUAUUGCGUAUGUGGACUUUGGUAAUGUUGCUGUGCUCAGUCAGCAAAAUAAACAGAUUUUGAUAGAUGCGGUUGUCCAUGCUGUAAAUGAGGACUAUGUUGAGAUGGCAAAUGAUUUUACUAGGCUUGGUUUCCUUGCUAGUGGGACUGAUGUUGCCCCCAUUAUUCCAGCACUAGAAGCAAUUUGGCAGAACUCAUCUGGAAAAGGACUCUCUGACUUUAAUUUCCGAAGUGUUACUGGGAAGUUCAAUCAAUUGGUUUACCAAUAUCCCAUUCGUAUACCAGAGAGGUUUUCUCUCGUCAUCCGUUCUUUGUUGACUCAAGAGGGCAUCUGUUUUACACUGAAACCAGAUUUCAAAUUUCUUGAGGUUGCCUAUCCAUAUGUGGCAAAGCGCCUUUUAACAGACCCAAAUCCUGCUCUACGUGAACGCCUCAUACAGGUUCUUUUCAAAGAUGGUGUUUUCCAGUGGAAACGCCUUGAAAACCUUAUUGUUCUAGCAAAGGAAAAUGUGGCCAAGAUGAGCAGCAACCCUGCAUUAAAAGUGAAGCACACAAAAAGCUCCAGAGACCUGCAAGUUGAAAGGAAACUGGACCUCACAGAUACGAUCAAGGAUGGAGCUCGCCUUUUCCUGAUCGACGAAGGAAUCCGCCGCCAGCUUCUCCUUGCCUUGACUGAAGAUUCCAAGCUUCACAUCCAAGAGCUUGUUGAUGUGUAUAGAUUGGUGGAAGGAGACAUAGACAUACCCUCAGUUGCUCUGGAAGUAGCAAGAGACUUGCCUGCUGUUGCCCGCGAUGUCAUGCUUUCAUGGAGUGCAUCAGUCUUAUCAGACAGAUGAUUAUUGUCUUCUGGGUUCCUGCUAACAUGAGAGCUUCAUCAUCUCAAUUGGAUGGAUGCUGUCAGCCUCUACAAUUUCUAGUAAGAAAAUGUUAAAUGCUGAAACAUUAAAGCUAUAUCCUCUGUAUAGAAACUGUUUUUAUAUAAAAUGCUGAUAAAAUCUUCCGGGAUUCAAACAGAUACAGAAAAACUUUGAGAUGUCAAAAAAAAAAAUUAUAGCUUCAGCUUCCCUUUAGGUUUUUCCA
Messenger RNA from Vitis vinifera (wine grape), 2353 nucleotides. RefSeq names its product protein ACTIVITY OF BC1 COMPLEX KINASE 1, chloroplastic. Lineage: Eukaryota; Viridiplantae; Streptophyta; Magnoliopsida; Vitales; Vitaceae. The transcript is spliced from 14 exons. The record is from RefSeq and is a predicted model, not a curated record. Gene Ontology annotation, biological process: protein phosphorylation. Gene Ontology annotation, molecular function: ATP binding; protein kinase activity. The coding region runs from base 121 to 2109 and encodes 662 amino acids.